GAACUAAGCCAGAGUGAGCUCGCCACACGCCACAUUUCUGUUAUGAAGCAUUACUUUAUCGCAGUGACUAUUUUCUGCGCAAUUAUCACACGGAUAUCAUGCUGUGAUGUCGUCAAGCUCACAUUUCCAAGCGGAUUUCGCAUAGGAACUGCCAGUGCCUCCUAUCAAGUGGAAGGAGCCUGGAAUGUCAGCGAUAAAGGGGAAAAUGUUUGGGAUCAUUGGACACAUAAUCAUCCGGAGUUGAUAACCGAUGGACGGAACGGAGACGUUGCCUGCAAUUCUUACUACAAGUACAAGGAGGACGUGGCACUUAUCAAAAAUAUCGGAUUCGAUUACUAUCGGUUCUCUAUUAGUUGGUCACGCGUGCUUCCAACCGGGUUUGCGAACGUGAUUAGCGAAGAUGGGCUGCAAUAUUACAAAAACUUGACAGCAGAAUUAGUUGCUAACGGAAUCGAACCCGUCGUGACAAUAUAUCACUGGGAUCAUCCGCAAGUUAUAGAGAAUAUGGGAGGAUGGACAAAUGAACUGAUAGUCGACUGGUUCGUGGCUUACGCUAGGAUACUAUUUGAAGCACUAGGAGACAGCGUCAAAAGAUGGAUAACUAUUAACGAACCAGACACCUUCUGCGAGGCUGGUUACGAAGGCACCACGAAAGCCCCAGGAAAAGUGAUAUCCGGUAUCGGGAAGUAUCUGUGUGGACACAACGUUCUGAAAGCUCACGCGAAAACGUAUCGUAUGUACGAUGAAGAAUUUCGGGAAAGCCAGCAAGGUGAAGUCAGCAUUGUAUUAGCUCUCGCAUCAUACGUAGCCACAAAUUCCAGCGAUACGGAGUCUGUGGAAACCGCGUUUCAAUUCAACUGUGGAUGGAUGGCGCAUCCACUCUACUUCGGGGACUAUCCGGAAGUUAUGAAAACUAGAGUGGCCUUGGUCAGUGAAUAUCAGGGUUAUCCACGUUCACGACUGCCAGAAUUUUCCGAUGAGUGGAUAGCCAUUAUAAAUGGAACAAAUGACUAUUUUGGCGUGAACCAUUACUCUACCAAUCUGGUUUACCCUGAUCCAGCCGAAGAGCUCGGCGUCUAUAGAAUCGACAGUGGUGUAAUACGUACCAUCGAUUUCAGCUGGCCAGCGACGGCUUCUAAUUGGUUUUAUGUAUAUCCCCCGGGAUUCGGUGUUCUGCUUCGAUGGAUUAGAGAUGAAUACAAUAAUCCUCCGGUAUGGAUUACAGAAAACGGCUACUCCGACUCGGGACAGUUGGACGAUUACGAACGGAUUAGCUAUUAUUACGAUUACAUAAAAGAAAUGCUGAUAGCCUUGAAACGCGAUGGCUGCAACGUCGAAGCCUACACUGUUUGGAGCAUAUUAGAUAAUUUCGAAUGGCACGCUGGUUAUACAGAACGAUUUGGAAUUACCCACGUGGAAUUUGACGACGCAGAUACAAAUCGAACUGCCAAAUUAUCACAGAACUGGUGGAUGAAAGUUCUUUCAAAACGUAAGCUCCAGUCUGUCCCGACGAACACGGCUGCAGCUGCUCGAACUCUACUACCUUGGCAGAAAUAAUCAACCAAUUGUGUUCGCAACUUAUUGUAGCAAGUAUUUUCAUUCGAAAGAAUGGCUAUUCUGUGAUCAAAGAAGUUUUGCGACGUUAAUAAUUACGCUAGUACAUUUUAUCAGUAGUAUAGAUAUCAUGCCAAACAAGUGAUUGAAAUAUUCCACUACUACCAGGAAUUGAUAAUCAAUAGAUAAAUGCAAUACAAAGCGAGAUUUGAUUUCGUGAAGCAUAUGGUUGAGUUGUUCUCAUUUGUUGAUUUCAAUUUCUUAAUCUGGUUGUUGAGUUUUUAUCAACAAAUAAUUUAGUCGAUCUUCCGAUCUCACCGAAUAUAUAUCGCAACUUCAGCUAUUUAGUCGUCACAUGGCUUUGGUGAUUUGUGACGAGAUGAUCUUUGAUAAAUAAAGAAAAUAAUUUUAA
Neodiprion fabricii is the source of this 1966-nucleotide messenger RNA. Its product is annotated as myrosinase 1-like. Lineage: Eukaryota; Metazoa; Arthropoda; Insecta; Hymenoptera; Diprionidae. The record is from RefSeq and is a predicted model, not a curated record. Gene Ontology annotation, molecular function: beta-glucosidase activity. The transcript is spliced from 8 exons. The coding region runs from base 43 to 1557 and encodes 504 amino acids. Gene Ontology annotation, biological process: carbohydrate metabolic process.